CUAGCUGACCUUCUAUCCCAUCCUCAAGCAAAACAAAUAGAACUUGACGUGCGCAGGAUGGGUUCGAUGAUUCCUGAAGGCACUUCAACUGAAGAGAGUGAGAGGUUAAUUACAGAGACAAAACGGCUCGCGCUAUCAAUCCUGACCGAAUAUCCCGAACUUCAUUACUAUCAGGGUUUCCAUGAUAUCUGUUUUACUUGCCUCGCGGUCCUUGGGCCAGAUGACGCUUUUGCGGUUCUCAGACAAAUUGUUCCAAAGCACUUCAGUUCAUUUAUGCAAAAGACAAUGAAUGCUACGUCAGAGAUGCUUCAGUUGGUUUUCGAUCUUUUGAAGCUUACUUCUCCAGAGAUUUGGUCCCGGUUUCAGGCUUUGAAUUUUGAGCCGUUCUUUGCACUUUCCUGGUUCCUCACUUGGUUUACCCACAUCCUCUCCGAUAGUAACGAUGUUCAUCGGCUAUAUGAUCUUUUCUUGGCUUCUGAUCCCACUAUGCUGAUUUACCUCUCCGUUUCGGUGAUUAUAUGCAGCACAGAAGAAAUAAGUUCAACUUCCGAUGAUUUCGGUGAGCUUCAUCGAGCACUUACCCAUCUUCCAAUGAAACACGAGGUCGAGAGAUUAAUCCAAUGUGCUCUCGAUAUCUAUCAGACAGUGGGACCUGAGAAGCUUCUCCAGGGGGCCGAUGAACGACGCUUGGGUGGUCAGGCAUCUUCAAGGUCUCCAUCUCCUUUUCUGUUGAAUGCCAUCAACCAGAGGUUGCUUGUUUGUGGAGCAGUCGCUGUCGUUACCGUAGGCUUCGUCUGGCGCCGGUUUUUUUAUUCUUCGCGUCACUUUUCUUUUUUAGCAAUGCAAGUGCACGUGUACCUUGUGUCGAUUUUGAUUUUCGGUGUGUGUUGCGAACUGCCUCAACCUAAAACGGGCCCUGGGGGUUCGAGCUUCUCCCUUGUCGACUGCUGGUCAGAUUUUGAUCUCGCCGCCUUUGUGGAUGUGAAUGCUGACAGGCGGACGGAUGCUCUUGUGUGGUCAAGAACCUUGAAAAAACUGUCUGCGCUUAUGUCACCAAACGCAAAACAGUCCACGAACAAACCUCAAGUGCAAGAUCUACUAAACCAUACCCCCACAAAUUUGAGAAGUAUUGUAGUGGCUGACUUCAAUGGCGAUUCCCGUGUGGAUUACCUUUUUGUAGAUCAUCAUGAAAAUUUAUUCAACAUCAGUAUUUUAUUCGGCGGAAUUGAAGGAAUAACAACUGUUUCGCAGUUUGCAACGGAGCCGGUGAUCUGUGACGCCAACGCCGACAUGAUUGCUGAUGUCUACGAACUGAAUCCAAACCACACGCGUGUUGUCCUGAUGGGAACUGGGAGCACCAACAAAGCACCGACUGGUCACGUGACCAAGGGCACAAAUCCAACAUCACGUGACUUGGAGGUUGUGCACACGUGCAUGAACCACCUGGAUCGCGUUGACGUGAGCACGCCCGGCUCACGUGCGAGUGGCAGAGCAGUCGUCUUUGCCCCGACCGUCACGGCUGCGAGGGUUGUCAGCCUCUCGAAAUGCUGUCAUCGCGAAGCUCUUGUCAUCCUUAAUAAGAACUCGAAAAUCGAAGUACACGAUGACCUUUCGCCACCGGACACGACAACCGGGCAAACCAGCAGACCGCGCUUACUUGACUUGGAUGAUGUUCUUAAAGAAGCCUCAAAAAACGGACACAUUGGAAAGUUCGUCUUUGGUGAUUUCAAUAUGUCGGGCAACAUUCAACUUCUGAUCGCUGGCUGUCGAAGUAAAACUUGUGCGAAUUCUUCAUUUGUCUACUUGAAAUCCCUCGUGGGUGAUGGUGAUUGGGAAAAUGUUCCCAUAGAAUGGGACCCGCCUGAUGUUGAUGCAGUGGGCACCUGGUCUCUCGCACCUUCCCCCGAUGACGAGUUUUCGAGGUCUGCAUUAGUCGGUCCGUCUCUGGGCGACGCAGACUUGGACGGUUACCCGGAUCUUGCAGUGGGACUCAAAUUCCACCCUGAGAGCGGCGAAGGAGCAGUAUUCCCCGCCAUCCUGCGUAAUCUCCGUGGCACGGCCGGCGCGGGUGUCCUAGAUCUCUUCCUUUCUCACUCGUGUGGAGAAUCCGCCACAACUUCUUUGUACGUUCAAAAGUUACAGAAAGAAGCGUACUUCCUAAAGGUUAUGCUGACUACCGGUCGCUGUGGAAGUCCAAGUGACUGUCCCGGUGGUGUCCUGCCCUACGGCCUUCCGGGCUACGGCUUCCGUGCUUCCUACGAAACCCAGGGUGCCGACGGAAGUCGCAUACACUCCAGUGCGGUGUUUGUGACCUCUGCCUGUUGUGGCGCCCUCCAGCUACCCUUCACUAUUUUCGGCUUUGGUGACUUUGCUAAUUACGUCGAAAAUGUGCCUGUUUCCAUUCCUGCGCCGACCAAUGAAACACGGACUCAUAAACUCACCUUUAUUGUUCCAAACGCUCAAGUCGUGGUUGUUCCGAAUCCAAUAGAAACACCUUCUGACUGGCAAACCAAGUUGUUCUUGGAACCUCUCUACGAUAUGAAAGUUAUCUACGUUGCGAUCACACUAUUGGUCACCUGUGUAGUCCUUAUCGUCGUCGUCACCGUGCUUCAGUGCCUCGAAGUUCGAUCUGACCAGCAAGAAAAGCUGCAAGAGUCCCAGCGGUUCCACUUCGACGCAAUGUAA
Mesocestoides corti is the source of this 2685-nucleotide messenger RNA. The record is from the annotation of a GenBank genome assembly. Lineage: Eukaryota; Metazoa; Platyhelminthes; Cestoda; Cyclophyllidea; Mesocestoididae.